Molecule: messenger RNA, 2856 nt
Organism: Trichosurus vulpecula (common brushtail)
Lineage: Eukaryota; Metazoa; Chordata; Mammalia; Diprotodontia; Phalangeridae
Gene: SNX10
Product: sorting nexin 10
Exons: 8
Coding region: 406-1014 (202 amino acids)
Biological process (GO): intracellular protein transport
Molecular function (GO): phosphatidylinositol binding
Source: RefSeq, a predicted model, not a curated record
GCUCUCAGAAGGGCUGCCUGAGCUCUGGGCUGGCCGCGGUUGCACAAGCCUGGGUUUUCCUUCUCCCCGCCCAGCUCGGGCCCUCUCAGGGGACUCCUGGGCUCAGAGCGUUUGAGAAACCCUUCCUAGACCCGGGUGCGAGUGAGAGUGGAAAAAGGGCUUUCCCUCUAGAAUUUUCCGAUCAGGUUCCCGGCGGAAGGAAGAGCUGGCCGUACAGGCUCUGGGAGGCCUCCCCACAUCCGCAACGUGUCGUUGGACAGCUCUGCUCUGUGCGGCGGCUGCGUGGGAGCCCACAGACCCUCCCAGCGCGUCCGCCCGCUUGCCUGCCUGCCUGCCAGUCUGUGUGCUCGGCCCCGCACUGAGGAAACCAGGAGCCAUUCCCAUUGAUCGGGCAAAGAUCUGAAGAUGUUUCCGGAGGAGAAGAAAACAGAGUUUGUGAGUGUCUGGGUCCGGGAUCCUCGCAUUCAGAAGGAAGACUUUUGGCACUCCUACAUUGACUAUGAGAUCUGCAUCCAUACCAAUAGCAUGUGUUUUACAAUGAAAACAUCUUGCGUCAGGAGGCGGUUUCGGGAAUUUGUGUGGCUCCGACAGCGACUUCAGAGCAACGCGCUGCUGAUACAGCUUCCUGAACUUCCUUCUAAAAACCUGUUUUUCAACAUCAAUAACCGACAGCACGUUGACCAGCGACGUCGAGGCCUGGAAGAAUUUCUGAGGAAGAUCCUACAGAAUGCCCUUUUGCUCUCGGACAGCAGACUUCACCUCUUCCUACAGAGUCACUUAAGUUCAGAAGAUAUCGAGGCCUGUGUUUCUGGACAGACAAGAUAUUCUGUUACUGAAGCAAUUCAUAAGUUUGCUUCCUCAAACAGACGUUUCCCUGAAGAAGAUGAUGAGGGAGAAAAAAAGGACAAUUCUAUAGAGUAUGGCUCAGAAAGUUCAUCCUCCGGGCUUGGUCACAGUUGUAAAGACAGCAGUCCACAUGGAUGUAAAACAAACCCAGCUCUUCAAGAACCCUGAAAAAUAAUUUUUAUGUUACUAUCUUAGUAAUAGGAAAUUAUGCCCAUGUCAUAAAGACAGGGUUGGUUCACAAUAGUACCUCCCUACAUAAAGCACUCUGUCAGGGAGACAUGAUUGGUAGUGUGUUCUCAAAGCUGUUGCUCCCCCCACCUCCGCCACCCUUUUUUAAAGUUCAUUAAUGGUUUCCAGUUCAGGGUUUUAUGUUGUCUUAUUUUGGUCAUGGUAGAGGGGAAGGAAAACUCUCCUGGCUAUGAGUCAAUAAAAUGGCUAAUAUUGAAUUCUGAGGAAAAGAUUGAUAAAUUAGCUCCUGCUCCAAUAGGAAAUGAUUUAUGUUAAUAUAUAGGUGUGAAUUUUAACUUGUGUGUGCUAUGUAAAACCUUUGGUUUUGUUCAAUUAAAAAAUCCACUUGGUACAUAAACAAUUUAAAACCGAUAUUGCAUUUCCCCUACAUUAACAUGUGUCACUUUAAACAGACUUUUGAAACCUGUCAUAGGAUUUUGCAGGUCGUAUUCUAGCCAAGACCAUACCCCGCUGCAGUGGAUCAGCAAGAUUUGCUAAUAUUAUGUGGCUCCGUCCCCUUUACAGGGAAAAGCUUGGGAUGGUAGUGUAAGUGUGUGGCUGACUCAGUACUAGCCAGGGCUGCUCAGCUUUCUAGCCUGCUAUUUAUCGUGCACCCAGAUGGAACACACAGCUUAGGAACAUAGACCAGUAUGAAAAUGCUUUUUACUCGAGUGCAAAUUCAAAUAAAUAUGGCAACUAAUGUCUUUCAGACUUACCAAAACAUCUUCAUGAGCAAGGAUCAGCCUAAGCCUCAGAUUUAGAGAUCCUUAGUCUUUGCUUUUGUCUUGCAUUUGGCAGAGAGAUUCAUUUAUUUUCUUUCAAAAUGUGUCAUUUCUUCACUUGAAAUUUCUCAGUAUUUCUAGGGGUUGUUACUAAUUUCUUCACUAAAUAGAAAGACAGGUCUUAAAAACAAGACUAAAGGUAAUGUUUACCAAAAAGUAUUCUGCUAGUCUAGGAAAUAAGAUUAAAUAAUUGAUUAUGCAUUAAAAAAAGUAUCGAUUCCCUCACCCCCUUUAAGGCUACACUUGAGAAAUGUGUUGCAGUCUAGUAAAAUACAUCCUUAGAUAACUUUCUGUUGACAUAGCACUUUAAUAAGGUAAUUAUCCAAAUUUCUUCCUUGUCCAGUUGCACAAAGUAAUCAGUUUCCAUUCUGAGAAACUGGCAGGAAGAUAUUUACAAAGAAAUGGAAGUAACUUGUUGCUUCUCUUGGCUUUUCCUCCUGGAGGCUGGUGGAAGACGCUUGCAAAAGGCAGUUAAUUAUUGGAGUAUUUUUGUCAUUCUAUUAUUAAUAAACUUCUAAUGGAGGUCAAAGGAUUGUACUGAAAGUAUAGCACAAAACAAAAAAUGUAAGACAAGAAUUAUUCUCUUAAUUUUGCUGUCUUGCUUUUUUGUUUGGUCUAAAUUCUUAUUAGAUUUUGCUUGGGAUCUUGAUUUAGUAUGUGAGGCCUGUUACUGCAUCAUGGGACAGCCAUUAAUUGAAAACAGGGGAAAAAACCCCAAGAUUUAAAAGCUUUUCUAAUCACCCUGGUAACUGGAUGGGGGUAAGGAAAGAGGGGGUGACUUGCCAUCUAGGUAUUAGAUUUAUUUAUUUAUUUUUCUUAGCAAUACAUAUUUACAAUCACUAUUUCACUUUCAGAAUAUUUUUAGAAAACAUGUGAUCAGCCAUAAAUUUUAAUGUUAUUUUUUUGAUCUCAUAACAUAAAUAUCAAAAUGUCUACCUUGUAAUUUGUCCCGUAAGAUUCGGUGGAUUUUUGUUUCUAAAUUAAAUGUGAAGAAAUCAAA